AACGGACUCCAGAACUGGGAGUUGCCGAAACGGCCGAAGUUACGACAGAAAGAAACAACUGUGAAACUGUUUCCUUGUUCUUUGCCUUUCGGACUUUGUGGCUCUUCUUUUUUUACUUGGAAUGAAAUGCUGUUACGUGGACGACUUGAAAGAUCCCAGUGACUGCCAGCAGCCCCCACCAGCAGACUCUGCGCCGUCGCCAGGGGCCCAAGCAGAGCAGACCGGCUCGGGUGACCGGCUCCCGCAGGGCUCGACGCCAUGUCUUAACACCCUGCCCUCUCCUUUGAAAACCCCCUUGCCCCCUCCCUCCCCUUCACCCUCCUCCUCCCCCUCCCCCUCCCAUCCGGUCGAUGUGCCCCAGUCUCACCGUGACGCCCCCACCGGAGAGAUGAGCCUCCAGCAGUCUCACGCCGGCUCGGAGCGCGACCUCCACUCCGCCGCCUCCUCCGUCAGCCUGCCCUCCGUCAGGAAGACGCCCAAGAAGCGCCGGCUCUCCCUGCGCUCGCUCUUCCGCCGUCGCCGCGGCGACCCCAAGCGCAAGUCCCGGACGCUGACGGGCGGCGUGGAAGGCAUCGCGAGCGUGGAGAGCGUGCACUCGGAGAUGUGCCAGCAGGAGCGCUCCUCCGCCCUGUCGGCCCCCGGCGUGGCCUCCACAUCCUCCUCCUCCUCGUCCACCUCUUCCUCGGCCGACCUGCUGGAGUGCCCCCUCUGCCUGCUGCGGCACAGCCGCGAGCGUUUCCCCGACAUCAUGACGUGUCACCACCGCUCCUGUGCAGACUGCCUGCGUCAGUACCUGCGCAUCGAGAUCUCGGAGAGCCGCGUUAACAUCAGCUGCCCGGAGUGCUCCGAACGCUUCAACCCCCAUGACAUCCGCAUGAUCCUGGGAGACCGCGCCCUCAUGGAGAAGUACGAGGAGUUUAUGCUGCGUCGUUGGCUCGUAGCCGACCCCGACUGCCGCUGGUGCCCUGCCCCUGACUGCGGGUAUGCAGUCAUUGCCUUUGGCUGUGCCAGCUGUCCAAAGAUCACCUGUGGGAGAGAGGGCUGCGGGACGGAGUUCUGUUACCACUGCAAACAGCUGUGGCAUCCCAACCAGACCUGCGACGCCGCCCGCCAACAGAGGGCCCAGAGCCUCCGGCUGAGGCCUUUCCGCUCCUCCUCGCUCAGCUACAGCCAGGAAAGCGGCGCCGCAGCCGAUGACAUCAAGCCGUGUCCACGCUGUGCCGCUUACAUCAUCAAGAUGAACGACGGCAGCUGUAAUCACAUGACCUGCGCUGUAUGUGGCUGUGAAUUCUGCUGGCUUUGUAUGAAGGAGAUCUCUGAUCUGCAUUACUUAAGCCCGUCGGGAUGCACCUUCUGGGGUAAGAAGCCAUGGAGUCGUAAGAAGAAGAUUCUUUGGCAGCUGGGCACCCUGGUCGGUGCUCCAGUGGGCAUCGCGCUGGUCGCCGGCAUUGCCAUCCCUGCCAUGAUCAUCGGGAUCCCCGUCUACGUGGGGAGAAAGAUUCACAACCGCUAUGAAGGAAAGGACAUAUCGAAGCACAAGAGGAACCUGGUUAUUGCCGGCGGUGUGACCUUGUCUGUGAUCGUGUCUCCUGUGGUAGCCGCGGUAACUGUUGGGAUCGGCGUGCCCAUCAUGCUGGCUUACGUUUACGGUGUGGUGCCCAUCUCCCUGUGCCGCAGCGGCGGGUGCGGCGUUUCAGCGGGAAACGGGAAGGGCGUCCGCAUCGAGUUUGACGACGAGAACGACAUGAACGUGGGCAGCGGGGCAGCGGCCACCGACACCACUUCGGUGGCAGAGACGCGACAUAACCCCAGUAUUGGUGAGGGGAGUGUGGGUGGGCUGACUGGGAGCCUGAGCGCCAGUGGCAGCCACAUGGAGCGGAUUGGCACCAUGCGUGACAACCUGAGUGAGAACGCCAGCACCAUGGCGCUCGCCGGAGCCAGCAUCACGGGCAGCCUGUCAGGAAGCGCCAUGGUCAACUGCUUUAACAGGCUGGAGGUCCAGGCAGAUGUGCAGAAGGAGCGCUGCAGUCUGAGCGGGGAGUCGGGCACAGUCAGUCUGGGGACAAUCAGUGACAACGCUAGUACCAAAGCAAUGGCUGGAUCCAUUCUGAAUGCCUACAUGCCUCUGGACAGCAGAGAUGGUGCCAGUAUGGAGGUGCAGGUUGACGUGGAGUCCAAACUGGGAAAGCUACGCCAUCACAGCGGGAGCAGCAGCAUGGAUGACGGAAGCACGGGCGGGCGCGGGGGAAACGCGUGCCCCUCCGGCUGCCCCCACGAGGGCAAGUGCGGCUCGUCCCGAUGGGCCAAGGAGCCCUCCUCCUCCUCCUCUUCCUCGGGGAAGAAGAGCAAAGGCAAGCUGCGCAAGAAGGGCGGGGGCACCAAAAUCAACGAGACGCGGGAAGACAUGGACGCUCAGCUCCUGGAGCAGCGCAGCACCAACUCCAGCGAGUUCGACUCGCCCUCCCUCAGCGGCAGCCUGCCCUCCGUGGCCGACUCCCACUCCAGCCACUUUUCCGAGUUCAGCUGCUCCGACCUGGAGGGCUGCAGACCCAUCUGCUGCGGCCACGACGGUCACCCCAGGCCCCACAACGGCGGCGCGGCCGUCAGCCCCCUCCCGGAGGUGGAGAACGACCGGCUGGAGAACUGCCCGGCCCUCGGGCCCCCCGCGGCCCCGCUCACGCCGGAAGGCAGAGGCUUGCUACACUACGUGGGCGACGAGAGCGUGGGCUUGGUGUGCGGCGUGGCAGAACUAGACUCUAACGCAGGGGAGAACGCAAAAGAACGCAAUAACAACCUCCCCCAGCCGGACAGCCCCGUCCGAAACUCCUGCAUUCAGACUGAGAUCUAGAACGUUCCGCGGAGGAGGUGAAAGGAGGCAGAGAGAGAAGGAGGACCUAACCCAAACGCUAGCUUUUCAAAGCUAACCUCACACACCCCUCCACCCCCUACUUUAUUUUCAGAGGAUUGCACACUGAUAUUCAGAAAAGAUUUAUAAAGCUCAGAUUUGGUUUUCGUGGUUGUUUAUUAUUAUUAUUAUUAUUAUUGUUAUUGUUAUUUUUUUUCUUUGCCAUGUCGGAUGUUGAUAAAAGAAUGUGGCAGAAGGAAUGUUCAAUGUCAGUGUAGUUGUGUGCCGUGUAAAGUGGAAGCCCUGGCAGGGUCGGAGGCUAAAGUUUGAUUGACGGGCGGCUCAGGUCGGUUUCAGCCCUUGAGGCCCGGCCCUGUCGUUCUCUAACAGUCGGACUUAAAAGCCGAGACAAGACACAACAGACGAAAGCAACAGACGAAUGUAUGACGGCAGGUGAUUGACAGGUACACGGAGCGAAUGACAGUUGGAAUAACGAUGUAGCUGCAGAUCACAUAUGCCUCAAAUUCAAUGACAGUUGCUGUGAUCAGGAGUUUCCCUCUGAACUUCUCGUGUCUCGUGUGAGUCCACUCAGACAACUCUACCAGGCAUGUAUACACACGUAUAAUCUCAAUUACAGAUUAAAAACAACAAAAAAAAAAGUUACACAUAUAUAUCUAUAUAUCAGUGGUCGGAGGGAACCACGUCUACGCGCAAACUCGCUUUUACAAAAAAAAUAGAAAAGAAAACCACAAACACAGCAUAAGGAUUGUGACUCACAGACGUACAUUAAUACAAAUCAUACAUAAAUAACAAACAAAUGGGAAAAAAAAACAAAAAACAAAAAAAAAAAAAACGAACCUAAGAGGGACCAGGCAAUGGUGUUGACUUUUUUUUCUUUUCUUUUAUGUCACGGUGAUCUUUUUUUUUUUCCUUCC
Messenger RNA from Chanos chanos (milkfish), 3780 nucleotides. RefSeq names its product ring finger protein 19A, RBR E3 ubiquitin protein ligase (gene rnf19a). The record is from RefSeq and is a predicted model, not a curated record. The transcript is spliced from 10 exons. Gene Ontology annotation, biological process: protein ubiquitination. NCBI's taxonomy places the organism in Eukaryota, Metazoa, Chordata, Actinopteri, Gonorynchiformes, Chanidae. The coding region runs from base 122 to 2848 and encodes 908 amino acids. Gene Ontology annotation, molecular function: zinc ion binding; ubiquitin-protein transferase activity.